Molecule: messenger RNA, 981 nt
Organism: Cynocephalus volans (Philippine flying lemur)
Lineage: Eukaryota; Metazoa; Chordata; Mammalia; Dermoptera; Cynocephalidae
Gene: ALX1
Product: ALX homeobox 1
Exons: 4
Coding region: 1-981 (326 amino acids)
Biological process (GO): positive regulation of transcription by RNA polymerase II; embryonic skeletal system morphogenesis; negative regulation of DNA-templated transcription
Molecular function (GO): DNA-binding transcription activator activity, RNA polymerase II-specific; RNA polymerase II transcription regulatory region sequence-specific DNA binding
Source: RefSeq, a predicted model, not a curated record
AUGGAGUUUCUCAGCGAGAAGUUUGCCCUCAAGAGCCCGCCGAGUAAAAACAGUGACUUUUACAUGGGCGCAGGAGGCGCGUUGGAGCACGUUAUGGAGACGCUGGACAAUGAGACCUUUUACGGCAAAGCGUCGGCGGGCAAAUGCGUGCAGGCCUUCGGGCCCCUGCCGCGCGCCGAGCAUCACGUGCGCCUGGAGAGGACCUCGCCCUGUCAGGACAGCAGCGUGAACUAUGGGAUCACUAAAGUAGAAGGACAGCCCCUUCACACCGAACUGAAUAGAGCUAUGGACAACUGUAACAGUCUCCGAAUGUCUCCCGUGAAAGGGAUGCCAGAGAAGGGAGAACUGGAUGAACUUGGGGAUAAAUGUGACAGCAAUGUAUCCAGCAGUAAGAAGCGGAGACACCGAACCACCUUCACCAGUUUGCAGCUGGAGGAGCUGGAGAAAGUCUUUCAGAAAACCCAUUAUCCAGAUGUAUACGUCAGAGAACAACUUGCUCUGAGGACAGAGCUCACUGAAGCCAGGGUUCAGGUUUGGUUUCAAAAUCGAAGGGCCAAGUGGAGAAAAAGGGAACGGUAUGGCCAAAUACAACAAGCUAAAAGCCAUUUCGCUGCCACCUAUGAUAUAUCAGUUUUGCCAAGGACUGACAGCUACCCACAGAUUCAGAACAAUUUGUGGGCAGGAAAUGCAAGUGGUGGUUCUGUGGUUACUUCAUGCAUGUUACCACGUGACACUUCCUCCUGUAUGACACCUUAUUCUCACUCGCCUCGGACAGAUUCCAGUUACACAGGGUUUUCAAACCACCAGAACCAGUUCAGCCAUGUGCCCCUCAACAAUUUUUUCACUGACUCUCUUCUUACUGGAGCUUCCAAUGGACAUGCUUUUGAAACAAAGCCAGAGUUUGAAAGGAGGUCUUCGAGUAUCGCAGUUCUUCGAAUGAAAGCCAAGGAGCACACCGCCAAUAUUUCAUGGGCCAUGUAA